This is a messenger RNA of Schistocerca nitens (vagrant locust), 623 nucleotides long. RefSeq lists its product as uncharacterized. The record is from RefSeq and is a predicted model, not a curated record. Bases 24 to 623 code for a protein of 199 amino acids. The transcript is spliced from 4 exons. Lineage: Eukaryota; Metazoa; Arthropoda; Insecta; Orthoptera; Acrididae.
ACACAGCAGGUGGAGGAAUCGCCAUGGCUGCCCACGGACUCCUGGUGUCGCUGCUUUUACUGUUCCCUGUGGCGCUGGUUUCAAUGGAGCAGCGCGCCUACUCGGACUCGUACCUAGCGGCGGCUGACCAGAUUAUUUUCAACCUGCUGGACCAGUACCACUACACUCACGGACCAGGUGCAACGACAGAGGCGACCGCCCCCGCCUCGCCGGCCCCGCUGUCUGAGGGAGUGAGCCUGCUGCCACGCGGCCCCGCCGGCGCCGGCCUCCCACCGCCGGCAGGCUCUGCUCAGAGCGCGGGGGCGGCGCACAGGCAGAAGGAGUCCGCGGCCAGGAAGCGGCUGCAGGAGCUGCACGGCGUGCUGAGCGGCGAGGCGCGCCGGCAGAGCGUCGCCAAGGCGGAGGGUUUCUCUGACGCGAUGAUACGCUGGUUGGAGGGGACGUCGCAGCUGAACGCGGCGGAGCAGCUGCGGGCGGUGCUGGAGAAGGUUCUGGAGAAGGGCGAGGCGCGUCGUGACGCCAGCCGUCGCCUCGUCGAGGACGCCGUCCACCUGCUAGAGAACCCGGAGAGCGACUUCAGCCAGGAAGUGGCCACGCUGCAGACGCUCCGCUACACCCAGUAG